Molecule: messenger RNA, 1029 nt
Organism: Lodderomyces orthopsilosis Co 90-125
Lineage: Eukaryota; Fungi; Ascomycota; Pichiomycetes; Serinales; Debaryomycetaceae
Exons: 1
Coding region: 1-1029 (342 amino acids)
Biological process (GO): RNA methylation
Cellular component (GO): mitochondrion
Molecular function (GO): rRNA (uridine-2'-O-ribose)-methyltransferase activity
Source: RefSeq, a predicted model, not a curated record
AUGUUACUCAUAAAGCAGCCACAUCAUGUUGGACUAUCUUUUUGCGUACGUCUAUUCAGCAAUUCUCCAUGUGUUCAGUUUUCUCCGUCGCUAAGCAAUAUCAAAUGGAAACCAACCACCACACCCGCCACUUCCACUUCCACCUCCACGUCAUCGCACCCUCCAUAUAAAAGAUUUAAUAAAUUAAAGAAACUAUCUCGUAAAGAGGAGGCAGAACAACAGAGGAUAGCUUCACGCAAUAGGCUCGAACAUUUGGACUUGAAGUACCACAUAAUCACUCCGUCUACAAAGAAGAUUUUGGAUAUUGGAUUUGCACCAGGACAUUGGAUGUCAUACCUCGUUGACCGAGUUUGUCAAAUACACAAUGUGGAGGACGCAAAAUUACACACCAUCGGUGUACAUGUCCUCGGAUUUGAUAUAUUAUUUAAGAAUCCACCUUUGGGAACGAGUUCAAUCCAAGGUAAUAUUUUUUCCAAACUAAGUCAUCAAAAUGUCAUGCAACAUUUUCAAGAAAUUGCCAGUAAACAAAAACAACAUCAAUUUCACAGUGAGGUUAAUGAUGAAAUUAAUCACAAGUCGUAUUUUGCUCAAGAAAUUGAUGAGUCAUUAUUGACAAAAAGUAUGGGGGAAUUGUCAAUAUCGGAAAGAACAAAAUCGGUCUCAUUAGAAAAUAAUUGGAAGGUGGAUUUAGUCAUUAGUGAUUUAGCACGUCCAGGUAGACAACAAAGUGGCUUUUAUGACUAUACUGAAACUAAUCCUUAUCUAAGGUACAACAACAAUAAGGGAUUAAAUCAUUCUAUAGUCAAUCCGAAAAAGGGGAAUUUGGAUUUAGCAGAUGGAGCGGUAAUGCUCAUGCUAAAGACAUUGAAACAAGGUGGCAAGUUCAUCUUGAAAUUAACAAGUAUUGACAAUGAAGAUGAGGAGAUUAUAAUUAUGAAGAGGAAACUACUGUCAAUUUUUGUUAAAGUGCAUGAAAUUAACUUAAUGCGAGAUUGUAUCUUCAUUUGUCUCGAUAAAAGAGAAGCAUGA